Molecule: messenger RNA, 1051 nt
Organism: Humulus lupulus (European hop)
Lineage: Eukaryota; Viridiplantae; Streptophyta; Magnoliopsida; Rosales; Cannabaceae
Exons: 1
Coding region: 137-763 (208 amino acids)
Source: RefSeq, a predicted model, not a curated record
ACUGAACCCUUUCUUUUUUUUUUCUUUUUUUCUCUAUAUAUUAUUCUUAACCAAACCCUCACACUGAUGCAAAAACAAAACAAUACUCUCUCUCUCUCUCUCUCUCUCUCUCUAUUUUCUCAUAUACUUUCCAAUAAUGGAGAACAUGUUAAGAAGAUCUAAAGACGCCAUUUUGGGCCACGGCAGACGGCGCAAUAAGACCAUUAAGCCCGCCACCGUUGGCCGCUGCAAGAAGCACCCCAAGCACCACCAGUCACCGGGCGUUUGCUCGCUUUGUUUAAGUAACAAACUGUCGCAGCUAAAACAUAUGAACCCGAAGAGCUUCUCUCGUAGAACAUCCACCACCACGGGCUCUGGUAGUUCUUCUACGACAUCUUCUUUGUCGUCGUAUUACUCGUCCGAGGACGAUGAUGAUGUGGAAGAAGAAGAGGAGUACGAGUACUGUCGUAAUCGUUACGAGGGAAAGAGAACGGCGUCGUUUUUGCUGAGCGGGAACAAUAUGAAUAAUGUGCUUAAGAAGAGUAGAUCGUUGGCUUUUGUUUCGAGAAAUAAAGACGCACGUAGUAGUAGUACUACUACUUCUCAUGAUCAUGAUGAGAAAAGAUCGGGUGGUGGGUUUUGGUCAAAGUUGAUUAAUCCAAAGGCUAAUAAUAAUAAUAAGCGAUCGGGUAUUAGUCGUCAUCGUGAUGAACAAGGGCCUAAAUUCAUGCAUUCAAGAACAGUUGGAGAGAGAUCAGUGUUACAUCAUCAAUUGGUGUAUUGAGAAAGUGAGAUUAUUAUGACUUAAAAAUAAUGUUUGUGUUUUGUUGUUAAUAUGUUUUUGAUUUGUUUUUAAGUUCAUUUUCUCUCUGAUCUCGCUUGGUUAGAUAUAGUAGGAAAGAAAAAGAAAAGAAAGAAAGAAAGAAGAAUUUUUGUGUAUAUAUACUUUUAAUUGUAUGUGUAUGUAUGAAUAUGAUACAUAUGUAUUGAAUCUUGUGGCCAGAUUGUAAGUUAUAAUCAUACACAGAUUAAGAGAUAAUUAAGAAGCUAAUUAUCGAUGAUUUAAUUCAAA